Molecule: messenger RNA, 7199 nt
Organism: Cherax quadricarinatus
Lineage: Eukaryota; Metazoa; Arthropoda; Malacostraca; Decapoda; Parastacidae
Product: serine-rich adhesin for platelets-like
Source: RefSeq, a predicted model, not a curated record
UGGAGUGUGGUGAGGCGCUUCUCUUACCACACUCUCGUCGCAUCUAGCUCGUGUUAACCCUCACACACACACUCACUCAUACUCCAGUGUUGGACCCUACACGGGUUACAACAGGGAGAGAAUCAUACAAUAUUCAACUUCCCUCCGACCUUGACGAGAGGGAAGGCCACAACACUGCUGAUGAUUUCAAUGCCGUCAAGAAAGGUAUCCAUUGAAGCGUCUUCGCACUGAAGGACUUCGAAAACUACACUGAGACGUCCUCACCCCUCACACUUCAGAUCUCGGAGUCCCUUUUAGAAACGUUACCCCUCGCACUGCCAACCUCAUAGCAUUGCACUGAUACUGCUCAUCUCCCUUACACUGCAGCCUUCAGAGUGCUGGUCCUUCGCACUACAGAUACAAUAACACUGUAUUAACACGUCCCCCUCACACUACAGGCCUCACAGUGUUCUUCCAGGAUAUUCCUCUCACACGCCAGGCCUAAAACACCUCUUUUAAUACCGAUUUCAUGAAAUAAGGGGAAAAAUGACAACCAGGAGAAAAAGAGAGAAAUUUAAUAGAAAAAACAAUCAGUAACUUUAGGAAGGAUAGACAGACGUAUAGCUAUGACAUGUUAAAGUGUAAGUCAGAAGAGACUAGAAAAUUCCUAGCCUAUUGGAGGCGUCAUUCUUGGAAAAAAAGUGGAAACGAAGACGAAGUUUAGAUAUAUUAUGUCUUCUACUUUGCUGUGGUGAGGAGCAAGAGGUUUCCGUGGGGUCAAGAAACCCACUCAGCCGAGGAAAGCCUUCAAAAGGAGUGGGCAUCUCUCCAAGUGUACCUGCAUACACCCUUGUCAUCACCGUCAAGAUGCUGCAGGAGGUGUUAGUGUUGAUGUCAACAGCAGCAGCAGUAGUCUCUUGCUGGCCUUCACCUGACUCUCCUCACACCUUCAUCUACUACAAUCCUCCCGCGGACGGCGCCCCACCAGCAGACAUCCAGUUAAUGAUGUUUCAGGCAACUAACUCCGACCUGCAGCAGCCUCACCCUGCUGGGCACUUCACCUUUCUCAGACACGACAAAGUACCUCGCUACAACCAUGCUCCUGAUCCCUCUCCAGCACCACGAACCUCUGGUGGUGAUCUACUAGACAAAGAGACUUCUGGCCGUGAUCUUCCAAACAGUCAGAUUUCUGUUCGGGAGCUUCCGGACAAUCAAUCUUCUGUUCGUGAUGUCUCAGACAACCAGUCUUUUCGUGAACUUUCAAAUGUGCACAUCUCAAGUGGUGAUCUUCCAGAUAUUCAGGUUUUCGUUACUACUAUUCCAGACAUCCAGACUUCAGUUGGUGAGCUUCCAGAAACUCAAACCUCAGCUGGCGUUCCAGAAAUCUUAACUUUUUCUGGCGAGCUUACAGACACCCAGACUUCUGCUGGUGUCCUGCCAGUUAGUGGCCUUCCAGAAACUCAGACCUCUGUUGGUGAUCUUGAAACCACUCAGGCGUUUGGUGAUCUUCCAGAUACCCAGACGUUUGGUAAUAUUCCGGUUAUACAGAUAUCUGGUGAUCUUCCAGUUACCCAAAUGACUGAUAUUCCAGCCAUCCAGACGUCUGGUGAUUUUCCAGAAACCCAGAGUCCAGCUGAGAAUCUGUCAGUCACCGAGGUAGCUAUUGGUGACCUUUACGACAUUCAGACCUCUGUAAGCGACAUUACAGACAACAUGGUCUCUCCUAGUGAGCUUCCAGAAACUUUUACCUCAACUGGUGAGCUUUCCUUAAUCCAAACCUCAAAUGACGAUUUUUCAGAAAAUCUAACAUUUGCUGGAGAAGUUACUGAUACCCAGAGUCCUACUGAUAAUCUUGCAGAAACUGCUGUUAUUGAGCUUACAGAUACCACAACCUCUACUGACGAACUUCCAAAUACCCAGACUUCUGUUGAUUUGUCAGAAAACCAGAACUCUUCUGUUCAUUUUCCAAAUGGCAAAAAUUCAAUUGGCGAUCUUCCAAAACGCCAGAGUUCUAGUAAUCUAGAAGCAGAAUCUUCUGUUGAUUAUCAUCUAGAGAUAGGCACACACACGACCGAUGGUUAUCUUCAAGAUAUUCGGAAAUCUGAUGGUAAUCUUUCAAACACUAGUUCUGAUCGUGAUCUUUCAGAAACUAAGAACGCUGCUGGAGACAUUCAAGAAUCUCUGAUUUCCGCUAGUGACAGUCCACAUAUCCAGAUCUUUGUUGAUGCUCUUCCAGUCACAAGGACUCUUGUUGGCCAUCUUCCAGACAUCCAGACCUCUCCUGAUGACCUUCCAGAUGUCCAGACAUCUGCUGGUAACUUUCCAUACAACAAAACUUCCAUUGCUGACGUUCCAGACGUAAUGACUACUGCUCCUGACCUUCCAGACAUUCAGACGUCUGCUACUGACGUUCCACACCCCCAGAUCUUGAAUAGCAAUCUUCCUGAGAUCCAAACAUCUACUGAUUUUCUAGGCAUUCAGACCACUGCUGAUGCCCUUCCAGACACCCAGACCACUGCUGAUUCCCUUCCAGACACCCAGACCACUGCUAAUACCCUUCCAGAUGCCCAGACCACUGCUGAUAACUUUCCAGAGAUCCAAACCUCAGUUGGUGAUCAAGAGAUCCAGAUGUCUGUUGAAGCGAGGGACAGUGAGUUUGAUACGAAGAGUUCUCUUGGCCCUCAGCCAUAUAUUGAGACUGUCACUGAAGGUUCCUUGUACAAAGAUCAACUAAAUACUCACAGUUCUUCAGAUAAACCAGUAAAUAAACCUCUGUUGGCUCAUUUCCCUUCAUCUGAGGAAGUCUUCGAACUGCCGGUCACAUUUAGACACGAUCUGGUCGGCGAAGAAGCAGAUGACAUCACCACGCCACCCAAAGAUAACAAGACAUUGCGUAUUGAAGGCAAAACAAAGAAGAAAACGAAGACAAAAUUAAAGACAGAAGUGGAUCAUUUGGAAAACACGCUGUAUUUUGCUUUCGAACAGGACAAGAAGAAGGAAGACUUACUGACUAUUCCACUCGGAAGAUCAGUGGAAUCCAGAGCCCAGCCCUUAGCUGAUUACCCGGUCGAGCACCGCGGGGACCCCAGUAACAUCUACCAGUACCACUUCCAGGACCAUAAGACAGGGUCGUACAAGUUCGGCUACGGUGACGACCACCAGUGGAGACACGAGGAACGACACCCCGACGGCGUAGUUCUGGGUCGCUACGGCUGGCACGACGCCCUGGGCAAGCAACAUGUCACACAUUACGUGGCAGACGCAGGAGGUUACCGUAUCGUCCGUCCUGGCCAAAAAAUCAACAUCGUCCCUCGUCAAGCAUCCAUUGCUCCUGAAAAUUCAACCACGCCUACACGCCCACCCUCCACGUCUACACGCCCGCCCACCACAUCUACACACCCACCCACCACGUCUACACACCCACCCACCACGUCUACACACCCACUCACUACGUCUGGACGCUCAAACAUCACGCCUGGACCCCCAACUACUACAACAACAACAACAACUACUACUACUACUACUACUUCCUCUCUGUCGUACAUCGUGAGCUCAACAUCCCCUCCACUAUGGUGGUCAUCCACACCUCCGCCACCUACAACCACCUCUACAUCCCCAACACCCACACCAUCAAGUCCAGUUCUCACACAGACCUCUGUAACACCCCCACCGCCUACGACGUCUUUAAGUGAGCCACCUACAACACAGCUCUCGACGCCCCUGGCUGACGAAGAUCCGGUGAAACCACAGACAGCACCACCAGUAGCUACGGGACGCCCACCUAUCGCUUACCCUCUUCCUCAGCAGUCUGUCAACGCCCGCCCCUCCCAGUGGUUGCCGCCCACGUUCCAGCCACACCCACAAGUGUACUGGUCAAGGCCGCGGCCUGCCCACAGGCCAUACAGGACCCAGUAUCAUAGCAGACCCAUUCCCAGCCCAUUCCGUCCUGUUAACCAGCCACGCCCUCAGCUCUUCAACCCACCCAAGCCUCUCAAACCUCUGUUGUCCUACAUCGGUCUUCCUAGACCAAGACCACAAGAGCAGGAUGACCCAAGAAUCAGUUCUGAGACCUCCAGCGCCCCAACUCUGAACGACAUUGAUAGCGUCAUACCUCAUCGAGAGGACGCACUCAACACACCAUCCAACCAGACUAAGACGAACUUGCUUCGUCCUGUCAACCGGCCUCGUCCAAAACCACUUCGUCCACCAGAAACCCCGUCUCUGAGUUCCCACGAUAGCACUGGGUCCGAAGAGUUCUCGGCACAGGUGGGUCCUCCUGAGUCCACAGAUAACGAAAUCUCGGACUCUGAAGAGUCACAGUUUGUAGAAGAUAUAAUCUCUCACCUGCAGAGUGCGUAUGACCACCCUUUCAUUCGCUUGCCUGCGGGCGAGGCAGCCCUGUGGCCGCCAGCAGUGUCCCCCCUGCACUCACUCCGUCAGGGUCCUCUGCAGGGAGCACCGAGCACUGCCCUCAGUCCCCCACCCCUGACGAACAACAUGCGUCCGCAAGACACUCAACCACAGCUACUAGCAAGUAACGUACAUCUGCAGGAUACACAACCACAGCCAAUAGCGAGCAACCCCAUACAAGUACUGGACACAGAACCUUCACUCAACCAGCCAACAGUGUCCAUCCUUGAGGCAAACCUCAGCCAAUCAAAGGUGCAAGCAGCCACUCCCGGCAGCCAAUCAGAGGAACACAAACCUGCCUCCAGUGCCUCACUCAACCCACAACCACCACCAAUUGAUUACGCCUUCAUGGAUGAAGAUUACACUUCAGUUGAAAAAUCACACAUACCAAUACACGAGAACACACUUCGACAGACAUUGCAGCACAUUGUUGACGAUCUCAGAGGUCAAGUUGUCAAUAGAGACGAUGAUGGUUUGACAGCUGAACAUGAUCAGUAUGCAAGUGAAGGUGCCGCGUUAGUGGGUGAAAAUGAUGUUGUGGGAAGUAGAGCCACUACUCGUCUCCAGGACGCCUCUGAUAGGCUGAGACCUGGUCAUUAUGUCGACACAGAGGGGUUGAAGGACUCAGAUGUGGGACAGGUGGAAGACGCAAGCAGUGAUCGCAGUACCAGCAGUGACCAGAGCACAAGUAAACAGAGUACAAACAGUAACAAGAGUACAGACAGUGUUCAGAGUACAGACAGUGACCAGAGUACAGACAGUGAUCAGAGUACAGACAGUGACCAGAGCACAAGCAGUGACCAAAGUACCAGCAGUGGCAACAGUACAGGAAGUAACCAGAAUACAGGCAGUGACCAGCGCACAAACAGUGACCAUAGUACAGGCAAUGACCAGAGUACAGGCAGUGACCAGAGUACAAGCAGUGACCAGAGUACAGGCAGUGACCAGGAAACUAUCAGUGACCAGAGUACAAGCAGUGACAAGAGUACAGACAGUGACCAGAGUACAGGUAGUCACCAGGAAACUAUCAGUGACCAGAGUUCAGGCAGUGAUCAGAGUACCAGCAGUGACCAGAGUACAGACAUUACCCAGAGUACAGAAAGUUACCAGAAUACAGACAGUGACCAGGGAGCUAUUAGUGACCAGAGUACAGGCAAUAAUCAGAGCACAGGCAGUGACCAGAGUACAGGCAGUGAUCAGAGUACAAGCAGUGACCAGAGUACAGGCAGUGACCAGAGUACAGGCAGUGACCAAAGUACAAGCAGUGACCAGAGUACAGGCAGUGACCAGAGUACAGGCAGUGACCAGAGUACAAGCAGUGACCAGAAUACAGUCAGUGACCAGAGUACCAGUAGUGACCAGAGUACAAGCAGUGAUCAGAGUACAGUCAGUGACCAGAGUACAAUCAGUGACCAGAGUACUAGCAGUGACCAGAGUACAAGCAGUGACCAGAGUACAGUCAGUGAUCAGAGUACCAGCAGUGACCAGAGUACCAGCAGUGACCAGACUGCAGUCAGUGACCAGAGUGCCAGCAGUGACCAGAGUACAGGCAGUGACCAGAGUACAGGCAGUGAUCAGAGUACAGGCAGUGACCAGAGUACAGGCAGUGACAAGACACCCUCCACCUGGAGUGACACAUACACCGCCAGUGACCCACCACAGGAGACUCCAGCAGGCAGUAGACCUGCAAUUUCGUUCUUCCCACCUCCAGGAGGCUUGUGGCCUUACCUCCCUCACCAGGAGACCUCCACUCCUGACACCUCCAACCUGCCUCCACCUCCCCCUCCACAGAACUUCUGGAGUGAGAUCCUUAAGCACUUGUACAACCUCCAGAACCUUGUUCCUCAGUGAGCCAUCACCUAUGAACAACCCCACUUCUUGGGGAAUAAGCGGUAAACCCAUAGGAAUCAUACGACGCAUGGGGCACUGGUAGGGAAUCAGGUUCGAUCCGAGGAUUUCGGCGGAGACCUCCACGUCCUUAGAUCAAGAGAGUCUGUGAUAAACAGCUGUACCACCGGAUGGGCAUUGUUAGGUUAGUAUGGUGCUGGGGCUUAUCUUGCGACAGAUACUUGACUGAAAUGGGCUAGUUGUAGUGCUGAGAGGGCUGGUUGUAGUGCUGAGAGGGCUGGUUGUAGUGCUGAGAGGGCUAGUUGUAGUGCUGAGAGGGCUGGUUGUAGUGCUGAGAGGGCUAGUUGUAGUGCUGAGAGGGCUGGUUGUAGUGCUGAGAGGGCUGGUUGUAGUGCCGAGAGGGCUAGGUGUAGUGCUGAGAGGGCUGGUUGUAGUGUUUAGAGGGCUAGUUGUAGUUUUGAGAGGGCUAGUUAUAGUGCUGAGAGGGUUGGUUGUAGUGCUGAGAGGGAUGAUUGUAGUGCUGAUAGGGCUAGUUGUAGUACUGAGAGGGCUGGUUGUAGUACUGAGAGGGCUGGUUGUAAUGCUGAGAGGGCUUGUAGUGCUGAGAGGGCUGGUUGUAGUUCUGAGAGGGGCUGGUUGUAGUGCUGAGAGGGCUGGUUGUAGUGCUGAGAGGGGCUGGUUGUAGUGCUGAGAGAAAUGGUUGUAGUGCCAAAUGAGCUAGUUGUAGCGCUGAGAGGGGCUGGUUGUAGUGUUGAGAGGGAUGGUUGUAGUGCUGAGAGGGCUACUUGUAGUGCUGAGAGGACUAGUUGUAGUGCUAAGAGGCUGACUGAAACGCUGAGAAGAGCUGUGAGCAGUCAUAAGGUCUCAGCUGACAUAGAAAUCAGCUGACAGUGAAGAUCUCAGCUGAGAGUGAUGGUCUCAAUUAGCAGCGAUGAAAGUCAUAAUGAUGGGCAUUAGCGCAA